CCACUAAGGAUGAGUUCCUCCUCUGUAUCUCAAUCAAAACAGAAGAGUUGCUCUGCUUUACAAGGUGACUACACUCAAUUGCAGUUGCAAAACUUUACUGCUGUCUCUAAACAACAAGAAGAACGGCAGAAUCAAGAGCAACACUGCUUUGUUUUGGGUACCGACAUCAAAUCUGAAAGACCAAUGAAGGUGGAGAGGGAAGAGGUACCUCAGCAACCGCUGCUUCACUUCUUCGAUGAAUGGCCACCAAAGAACAGGGACUACUCCACCACAACCCAGCUCUUGAUUUCCAUUCCAAUGCCCUCUCCUGACCUCUCAGUGUCCAAUCCCCGAACCCAGAAUGAUGGUUGAACUGUCAAAGUGGAUGGGUUUUUUUCGCUGGAUCAAGAGAACUGCUCUGCUAUGCUCUCUGUUUAGUCUGUGACUGAAUAAUGAGUGCAACAAGAGCC
This is a messenger RNA of Telopea speciosissima, 449 nucleotides long. RefSeq names its product growth-regulating factor 1-like. The record is from RefSeq and is a predicted model, not a curated record. The transcript has 2 exons. Bases 10 to 351 code for a protein of 113 amino acids. NCBI's taxonomy places the organism in Eukaryota, Viridiplantae, Streptophyta, Magnoliopsida, Proteales, Proteaceae.